This is a messenger RNA of Durusdinium trenchii, 1329 nucleotides long. NCBI's taxonomy places the organism in Eukaryota, Dinophyceae, Suessiales, Symbiodiniaceae. The record is from the annotation of a GenBank genome assembly.
AUGUUGGACAUCGCUUUCCAAGCGCCAUGGCUCUACGGCACCAUCGCCCUGUUCGUGCUGAUCGCUGGGCUGCUCUUCGCCAGCAUGAAGUUCCUAGGGCGUUACAUCGCGGAUCAACAGAUGGAGCGCGUGCAUCCGCCUAACGCCCGGAAGCUCUCGAACGAGGACUUUGAAGCGUUAUGUUGCCGCACCGGCCUCACCAGAGCAGAGAUCUCUCGGCUCUACAUGAGCUUCAUGAGAAUUACCGAUGGGAACUCCAACGAGAAUGCUGAAAAGAUCAUCCAGGAGGUUCCUUAUUUCCAGGGCCCCUUGCAAGAUCGCAUGGUCUCAGCUCUGAAGCUGCCGGAAGAACUGGACUUUGUGAUUUUAGCCUCGGCUUUGAGCGUCUUCAGUGAAAAGGCAGCUCUGGACGACAAGAUGAGGUUCUUGUUCCGUUUGUAUAGCUCUGAAGCCUCAGGCACUGUCUCCAAGCAGGAUUUGACGAAGUUGUUGGAUGAUGUGCUGCCGGAGUUUCCAGAUGAGGAGGAGAGGAGUACCUUGAUCGAGCGAGCAGUUGAAGGAACCUUUGAAGAGCUUUGUGGGAGCAGUGAAGACCAGGAACUUGGCAUGGAACAAUUCCAGAUGGUCCUUGGCAGUGCCUGGCGCGUGCUUCUGGAGUUUCUGAUGAUGGCUUUGUACAUUGCUUUCUGGUUGGCAGCCCCGAUGCCGGUGGGGACGCAAAUGGAGGAGCUAUUUAGGCGAUACAUCAUGCUGAAGGGUUUGGCCUGCUGUGGCUACGGUCUGUGUGUCGGUGUCCUGCUUGGCAGCUUAGGCGUGGACUUGGCGCCCUUCUUCGGGCUCUUCGCCUUCCUUUUGAGCUUUGUACCGGAGGUCGGUGCCAUUGUGGCAUUGCUGCUGCCGGCGCCCGUGAUCCUCUUUGACAGUCGCCUGGAAUCUCCUGGCAUGACCCUUUUUGUCGCCACCUCGGCGCAGCUGGGCUUGAAGUUCGUCUUCGCCAAUGUGGUCGAGGUGAAGUUGGUGGAAGCGGAUCAGCUCAUGAAGCUGCAUCCUGUGGUGAUCCUUAUGGCCGUGACCUUCUUUGGGUUCAUCUGGGGUCCCACAGGGAUGUUGCUGGCCGUACCGCUGGUGGCCUACUUCAAGGCGGCUUUGCUCUCCAAGACGGUGCCUGCUUGUUACCGGGACCCGGUCCUGGUGAUCUUGGAGGGGGACCGCCUGGCGCCCGUGAAGUAUGCUCGCAAAAUCCCAGGUCUCACCACUGGCAUUGAGAUGAUGCCAAUGGAAGGCUCUUCAGCUGAUACCUUGGCGGAAGAGGUGUGUGAGGACAGAUGA